AACACUCUCUCUCUCUCUCUCUCUUUCUAAUCAAAAUCCGAAUUUGAUCAAGAAACUUUACUAGAUUCCAGACAAAGAGAUGGUUUCUCCCGCUUCCCUCCCUUCGCCGGCGCCGGAGAGGGGAUCCUGGGUCUCCGACGUCGAGGCCAUCCUGAACUACGAGUUCAAGAACCCGAAGCUGCUCGAGCAGGCCCUGACGCACUCCUCCGUCCCGGACGCUCCGUCCUACGAGCGGCUCGAGUUCUUCGGCGACCGCGUCCUAAACCUCGUGGUCAGCGACCACCUGUUCUGGGCGUACCCCGACCUCAAACAGGGAAAGCUCACGAAGCUGCUGUGGGCGAACGUCAGCACGGAGAAGCUCGCGCGGGUGGCCGUGCAUCGCGGGCUUUAUCAGUUCCUUAGGGACAAGAUGCAGUACUCGGAUGACCAGGUUAGCGAGUUUGCUGGAGCAAUUAAGAAGGAAGAUGGUGCUGUCGCACAUGGGGGAUUAGUUAAAGCCCCAAAAUUUCUUGCAGAUAUUGUAGAAUCUGUGGCUGCUGCUAUCUAUAUCGAUGCUGGCUCAGAUUUAAAGAAAUUUUGGAAGAUUUUCAAAGGUUUACUGGAGCCUAUUGUUGGCCCUAAAGAAUUGCAACAGCAGCCUCAGCCGAUCACAAUGCUAUAUGAGGUUUAUCAAAAGCAGGGAAAGGAUGUAGAGAUUACGCAAGAGAAGAUAGAUUCAACUUAUAUAGCUAGGGUCAGUGUAGAUGGGAAGGAUGUUGCCUUAGGUACUUCUGAGCAUAAGGUAAUUGCUAGGAUUAAUGCCGCUCGCAGAUGUUUGUCUCAACAUCCUCAACAGAACCCGUCAUCCAUCGGUUUGAUGGCCCAUUGCAAAUUAAGGAUGCCAAACAGAAGCUAAACGAGCUUUGUGACAAGAACAAAUGGCCCAAACCUGACUACCGAACGGAGGAGUCGGGCCCCCAGAAUAGCAAGGAAUAUGCUUGCACAGUUGUAGUUAAGAGUGACGUUGUCCACACUGAAGUGGGAGAAAAAAGAUCAAGAAAAAAAGAGGCAAGGAGGUAUGCUGCUUACCGAAUGUUGCUUGCGUUGAAGCCAAUCUAAUAAUCUUUGAGUCUCCUCCGAGCAUGGGAAUGUGAAGAGAAACGCUUUGUUAUUCUUUGCAACUAUGAAAGGAUGCGAUCUUUCAUAUUGUUAUGGUUGGUUGAGACACAUGGUUAAUUAUAUUUGUUGAAAACAUGGAAUGUUUGGGUGGGUAAAUUAUUAGGUUUUCCAUUGGAUUUCAAAUUUCUCAA
Eucalyptus grandis is the source of this 1289-nucleotide messenger RNA. Its product is annotated as ribonuclease 3-like protein 2. Gene Ontology annotation, cellular component: cytoplasm; nucleus. Gene Ontology annotation, biological process: siRNA processing. The transcript is spliced from 4 exons. The record is from RefSeq and is a predicted model, not a curated record. The coding region runs from base 80 to 895 and encodes 271 amino acids. Gene Ontology annotation, molecular function: RNA binding; ribonuclease III activity. NCBI's taxonomy places the organism in Eukaryota, Viridiplantae, Streptophyta, Magnoliopsida, Myrtales, Myrtaceae.